AUGCAGAACUACACGCAGCCGGCGCUUCUCAAACAGCUCCAACAGGAUCUGAGUCGCAAGUACCAGGUCCACGGCACCCGCAUCGAGGAGAUAUGGCGUUCCUGGGGUCCCACCAAGCGGGCGGAAGCGUUGAGAGCGGGCGCUGCAAAUGGCGAAGUCCUCCGGCAUUCCUCAGACACGUCUAUGGGCAACGUCUGUAUGAUAAUCCCUGAGAUUAACCUUCAGCAGCUUGCAGGUCCGGAUCCUGAUUUCUUCCUCUCGCGCUUGCGGCACAGAGCUACCCACACAGUCCACCAACAGUAUCUGCAAGGUCCGGAUGGUGAGCCGGGGGAUGGACAGGUCAUUCGCUCCAGCAUGCUCCAGGGACUCCGCCAUUCAAAGGUAUAUCCCUACGAGUUGACCCGCCUCAUGGACGAUCUUGAAUACGGCGAAUCAUUCAAAGUCCGGGAUGCCGCGACGUACCAAAAGACGGUAUCCGACCUAUCUUAUGCCAUCGACGCUGGUGCCAUUGCUCCCCGAGCGACCGCGGAGUUGGUUAUGCAACGCCAGCUAUACGCCCUGCAGUCCUUCAAUAUUCUCGUCGAAGACAUCCUCGAUCUCGGCUCCACAUCUCGCGACACCAGCGCUCCGAAGAAACAUUCUCGCAAGAAGCCAUCUCAGUCGCAAGCCGGGCCGGCGAAACCAGAGAAACUGCCGGUGUCAGAGCUGCUUCUUCGCGCUCAGGACCAGAAAUCUGCUGCCGAGGAUUACCUCACCUUGUGCCGCACCGAGCCUGCGUUUCUUACUCCGAUUGUCAACAUGUGGUUUAUGAGCCGCCCGGAACUGCUGCCGGAUGAAAAAGGACGGCGUCUCCCUCUCUAUACCGAUAAGUACAAGAGUGUUGCGUUCUUUGAAGUUCUCCAUUCAGCCGUUGUUGAGGUUGCUGUUUGGGAGUAUGUCUGCCGACUUCUUCAGGGGGUGGUUGACAAGCCUGGUGACAAGACCUACCGCGGAAUCGUUCUUCAGGAGCUUUCCAACGUCUGUCAGUUCGAAUAUAGCAGAGCGCAGAAGCUCUUCAAACGCUACGUCCACACCUGCUCCGCGCCUAAAUACUUCAGACGAUCCUCCGCUGGCGGCAACAAGGCAGCAACGCGUGUUGUCAUGACAGUCAAGCCGGAGCCAUUGGCACAAGAGAACCCUCUGUUACAAUGUGUCCUGACACUCACGGACACGAAGACCGAUGCGCUCAAAGCGAUUCCAUGGAUCCAGAAACUCGACGAUCUCCCUCGCACACAUCCGACAUUGGCGAGCGAACUCACAGAAUCGGAGUCCGAAGCGCUCGCAGAUCUGUCUGUUACAGCAGCUUUCAUCCAGGCUCUAGCCACCUCCCUUCCCUUGCCCCCGGCAAACAGCAAGAAGGGCCAGGCCUACCUUCCCAAGAUCAAGGCUCUCAUCAGCGAGGUGGAAGAUCUUUCUGAUGACGUCGACCUAAGCGAGUAUGUUGUUCCAAUCGACAACCUGCUCGAACCUGGUAUUGCGAGAGAAGCGCUAGCCACACUCGACAACUUCGUCGUGGAAAAGGCGGGCGUUGGCUUGGGGUUUCUCUACGACGGCCUUGCCGAAGAAGUCAUGACAUCCGUUCAGGCGCAAAGCACAGAGACCGAACAAGCGCUCGAGAAAGAGCUGGACGCAAAGCUGUCACUUACGGAGCCACAGAGCACUGCAUUUAUGGUCGAGCAACGCCGUGAAAAAGCCAAGACCCGACCGGCCCACUCCUCAGUCUACAGCAUCGUUCCCACGGAAGCGCCUCCAACAGAAACAGAAAGCUCAGACCCGAUUCCCGUCCACAAGGUGAAGCAGGCCACAUUCGACGUUUUCUCUACACUAUUCUCAAAGACAGAAUCGCAAGGCUCGGUAACCUGGGCAGCAUUCCAGUCAGCCAUGACGGAUCUCAAGUUCUCUGUGAUACCUCGAUUCGGUUCAAUCUUCACCUUUGUCCCGCCGAAGGACUUCUCUCCUCCUAGGUCCUUUACGAUCCAUCGCCCUCACCAUUCACGCAUUGAGGGAUAUAAGUUGAUUUACUUUGCCAGCCGUCUGAAGAGGAUUUAUGGGUGGGACGAAGUAUCAUUCACGACCGCAUGA
Messenger RNA from Aspergillus calidoustus, 2121 nucleotides. The record is from the annotation of a GenBank genome assembly. Lineage: Eukaryota; Fungi; Ascomycota; Eurotiomycetes; Eurotiales; Aspergillaceae.